CCGUGGGGGGGGGGGGGGAGAGGAGCAGAAUUGUGGAAGGCUUCGGCGCCUGCGCAGUGGCUACGGAUGCUGUUGGUCGGUUGCGCCGCGCCCCCGGGGAAGACUGGUCGGAGGGUGUUUCAGACAGAGGGAGCGAGAGCACCGGGUCCGCGGAGAAGGAGGGCGUAACAACAGCAGCGGCGUGUGGGAGGGCGGUUGACUGGCUGGCUGCACGAGGUGGGGGGAAGUGGGUGAGGAGGACCAGGAGGGGGUGGGGAGAGCGAGGGGGAGAGAGAGGCGGGGUUGAGCGCGCGCGCACGCGAGGAGGAUGUGAAGAUGGCGGAGCUGCAGAUGCUGCUGGAGGAGGAGAUCCCGGGGGGGCGCCGGGCCCUGUUCGACAGCUACACCAACCUCGAGCGGGUCGCCGAGUACUGCGAGACCAACUACAUACAGUCAACAGAUAAACAACGGGCCCUAGAAGAAACCAAAGCAUACACAACUCAGUCUUUAGCAAGCGUAGCCUAUUUGAUCAAUACUUUGGCCAACAAUGUCCUACAAAUGCUGGAUAUCCAAGCAUCCCAGCUUAGACGCAUGGAAUCUUCAAUCAACCAUAUUUCACAAACAGUUGACAUACACAAAGAAAAAGUGGCCAGAAGAGAAAUUGGCAUCCUGACUACAAACAAAAACACCUCAAGAACGCAUAAAAUCAUUGCACCAGCCAAUUUGGAGCGACCAGUUCGCUAUAUUAGAAAACCUAUUGAUUAUACAAUUCUAGAUGAUAUUGGGCAUGGAGUAAAGUGGUUGCUUAGAUUUAAGGUUAGUACACAGAAUAUGAAAAUGGGUGGACUGCCUCGUACAACGCCACCCACCCAGAAACCACCCAGCCCACCAAUGUCAGGAAAAGGAACCAUUGGCAGCAGCGGGAGCAGUGGAGGGAGUCACCCCAGCAGUAGGAGCAGCAGUCGAGAGAACAGUGGAAGUGGAAGUGUGGGAGUCCCUAUUGCUGUCCCCACUCCAUCCCCUCCCAGUGUGUAUCCAGCCCCUGCUAGCUCCGCUGGCACUUCUCCCCUACCUACUACUUCUGCCCCUGCUCCCACUCCUCUCCCUCCUGCUACUGCCCCAUCCUCCGCUGCCCCAGAUGCUGCGGCUGCUGCUGCAGGGGCUCAGCCCCUUGCUGAUGGCUUCACUUCUCCAACUCCCCCUGCUGCCUCUUCCACUCCUUCUGCAGGUCAUCCUGUUCAGUUCUACAGCAUGAACAGACCUGCAACUCGGCACACCCCUCCGACAAUUGGAGGCUCUUUGCCAUACAGGCGUCCUCCCUCCAUCACUUCACAGAAUAGCCUUCAAAACCAGGUGAAUGGAGGACCAUUUUAUAGCCAGAACCCAGUGUCUCUUGCACCACCUCCUCCCUCCAUCCUACAGGUAACUCCUCAGUUACCACUAAUGGGAUUUGUGGCCAGAGUUCAGGAAAAUAUUUCAGAUACACCACCUCCCCCACCUCCUGUAGAUGAACCAGUCUUUGAUGAGUCCCCACCUCCACCCCCUCCUCCAGAAGAUUAUGAAGAGGAGGAAGCAGCUGUGGUUGAAUACAGUGACCCCUAUGCUGAGGAGGAUCCACCAUGGGCACCAAGGACCUACUUGGAGAAAGUUGUGGCAAUCUAUGACUACAGUAAAGACAAGGAGGAUGAACUCUCCUUUCAGGAAGGUGCCAUCAUUUAUGUCAUAAAGAAAAACGAUGAUGGGUGGUAUGAAGGUGUAAUGAACGGAGUAACUGGACUCUUUCCAGGGAACUACGUAGAGUCCAUUAUGCACUACUCAGAGUGAAGACCACCAUGGCGAGGGGCAGAAUGGUACCUUACUCACCCGGGGAUUGUGGGGCUCCCCAGAUUUCCACCAGCACCUGGGGGACCCAGGCAAGUGAACUGAAUGAAGGAAGGAUCAUUGUAACAAACCACUCUUUUUUUUCUUUUCUUUUUUGCUUUUUUCCUCCAUUUUAUAAAAAAAUGAUUUGGUUGUUUGAAGAAAUGGCUCUUCCAUUUGCCAGCAGCGGCUGACCUGAGCUGAAUGACAUAUUAAGAAACUGACUCAUUCAGGUGUAGAUAUAGGAGAUGUAAUGAACUUGCCAAUUAAUGGAUCCAUUGCUCAAAUUGUGACCCAUUCAAUCAAGACAUGGGAUUUUUCUCAGGAAUAAUGUACACCCUGGAAUUGGGACAUCCUGGAUGCCGUGCUGAAGGAUUGGCUUCGAAAAGCCAUCCACCCCUCCCUUUUCUCCCCACUUCCCUAUUCUACACUCUCUUACUAUUGGAAGAGUAUCAUGGUACUGGUAAAUAGUUUGGAUUCACAUACCACCUGGAUCUCAGGUUGGUUCUUUGCAUCUCUAACCCAAACACUUUGGCAGCUGCUUAGCACACCUAGCCUGAUCUGGGGCACACAUGGAGCUGCUUUUGAAUCACCUGCUCUUAUUUUUGAUAGCCUAGGAGGAAGUAGCAAUGGAGAUGGCCACCCAUUAUAUAGAACUAUGUAAGUCAUAAGCUAGGCCUCUCAUAGAUGUUAACAUUCUUGUUCAGGAGUCAAAAGGAGAGAUUCUGAAGGUUCAAAAUUAAGAUUGAGCUAUGUCCUUGGUAAAGUUUGAUACCAGCCAAGUGGAGCUGUCUGAAAACAGUCUUGUUCUGCUUCCCAAUUUUGCAGAAUAUCCAGGGCCUUAUGCUUAUUCUUCUGGUGUGCUAUAUUAAUGACCAGAUUGCAUUCAGAGUGUGUGUAAUCCACAUCUUGUGGAUUUGCACAUCGGGCUUCAGCCCUGGUUUUUCUCACCAAGGCUGCCUGCAGUAUUCUGAAAUUACCUCAUGUUUUAUAGUUUCUGAGAAUUAGAAUGUGGAUUGAGUGUCUCUGGAGAAGGGGAGAGUUUGAAUUUUUUCGCAUGUUUCAGCUACGUUUAUCCCAAAUGUCAUCGUCAUGCAUACCAAGCAGAUGGUAUGGCUUGGCUCUUAGUUUUGUUUUCAAAUUUUAGUACAUAUCUUGAAGGGCCUGUGCAGGCAGACAAGGAGCAGUAAUAUUACCUAGGUCUGUUGGUUGAUCCUUCUUAUGAAUACAAAAGGCUGUCAUAUGACUGACUCUCUUGGAAAAUUAAUCAGAAACAGAUGAGAGUGUUAGCUGCUUUUUCUCCCAUCUAUAAAACAGUGGGUGUCUUUUCUGUAUGUGAAUGGAAGCCUGCUGCAAUGGCAUCAUGUGGUGUUAGGUUACAGUGAUCUGUUGAGCACACCCUCAGUAACUGAAAAGAAGUGUACCUAGAAUGGCAAGUUGUGCUAGUCAGCCCCCCUCCCCUGCCCCGCUUUCAAACAAAAAGGUAAUGUUCAUUCAUUAACUCAGCAAAACUUGGUUUUGCAGGAAUCUACUUUCUAGAUCUGAGCAGGCUUUACUGGUUUAGACUCCAUGACUGAAGGGUUAGAUAAUCUUCAUGCACUAUUUACAUGAGCCUUGAACAAACUUCAGGUGAUACCAAGAGUAGUUAUUCAAGCAUAGGUAAUUGUAGCCCCUGCUUAUGUGGGUGAUCACAGUGUGUCCACAAAAAUUACAAAUGGAAAAGGCUAGCAGUCCUGCUUUUUUGAUUAAAUUUUAUUGAAUGGGACCACUUUUCAAGUCUAUCUUGUUGAGAGGAGUCUAGGUUGUAUUUUAGGUCCUGGGUUCUCCAAGAACACAGUGGUUCUACAGACAGUGGAGUACAAGAGCAAGUCUCUAGCUCACACUGCUGUCUCCUGUAGAGAGUGUGUGAUGACACCAUUUAUCUGCCAUGAGAAUGAGUGGACUUCUGGCUCUGGCAUAAGUGUGCAUUGGAUGUACAUGUGUAGGUGUCAAUUUAUAUAACAUUUUUGUGUGGCAAAAGUGUGCAAGAGCUUGAGAUGCACCCCACCCCGUGAAGAACUAUAUGGCAGUGCAGGCAUCUACAUGUGUUGCCCUGGUCAUCAGGACCCCCCUGCUUAGUGCAACAUGGGUCUCCCAAUUCUGAAAUGGGAAAGGACAGGCCUCUCAAAGGGUGCUGAGCUAGGAGUUUGCCUGCUCCAAAGUCUAAUGUGAUGUGAAAGAUCUCCCAGGUUUUCUGGCACUCGCAAGUGAAUUAUGGAAGGGAAGGGUGUGACAAAUUACUUCUCACUAUUAGCCAUGGCAAAGUUUGCGGGCCACCAUGCUGUUGACACUUGUGAGAACUAGUUCAAACGUGAUGGAAAACUGGGAAGAGAAAUGUGAAAGUUGUCAUUUUCUUUCUCAUACCCUAUGUAACUGCUAUAUGUUAUAGAGCUUUUGCAAUUGUGGGUAAUCUGAGGGGAACAAUGCAGAAUGGAAAGAUAGCAUAAGGAGGCUACAGUUAAAGCCCUCUCACUUUAACUGCUGCUAUGCAGAGAUGAACUUCCUUCUUCUACGGAGGCUCAACUUCCUGUUCUUCCCAUUACUUAUGCACUUUAUGUGUGGCACUGGGCCCUGCAUCCUAUGGUCAACUUUUCAAGACUGCUUUUCCAGUUAUCCCCCCACUGUCUCUCUUCUUAAAAAAAAAAUUAGGUUGCCUUAGCUUUGGAUUCUUCACAUCUGAACUGAGUCAGUCUCUUCUCUGCCCUUCUGAAAAAUGUCACAAUAUCAUUCAUCUUGGAUUAAGUGAUUUGAGCAAGCGUUGCCCCUGGAGUUCUAGUCUCCAAGCAUUAAUGCUGAUAAUAGUCAUAAAGUAUGCCACAUUUUUGCAAGGUCCUAACCAGCAGAGCAAGGUUUCAGUCCAAGAGCAGAUGCAUACCAGAUCAAGGGUCAUGUUUCUGUGGUGCAGUGUAAAUUGAAUUCCAGCAUAUUCCUCACAUUUUAAAAAAAAUGUUUGAGGAGGCUUCUGAAAUGGUAGUUUAAAAGAAAACAUGCUUUCUCUGAAAAUUGGCUUAUAUUCUCUGCACUGUUUAAGAUGGGCAUGAUUAUUUGGUUGUGUGGGGAGUCUCGUCUCAAGACUGUACACACCUUCUAGAGGCAGGCAUGUUGCCUUACAAGGCUUGCUGCUGUCGGAGUUUGUAGCUGCUCCCAGGCCAAGAUCAUCCUCCUGCAGAGGGUGUUUCUAGAUUUCCUGCUUCCGGCUGGUUUCAUGCUUUUUAUUUUGCAGUAUUAAUGUUGUAAAAAAAUUCCUUGGGUUUUAUUCUUUUUAAAAUUUUGAACAAUUCUGAAUUUUGUAGAAUGUCUAGGGAUGAUGCUAUGUACAAGGCCCAAAGUAAUCAGACUUUGUAUGUAUGUAAUGUUGCAUAGACUGCAUGCUAUUUCAAGUAAAUGAGGAUGGUAUUCCAACUCUUGGUUGUAAUUUUCCAACAUUCCCUCUUAAUUUAAUGCUGACUUUAAAAAGGGAGUGGGUGGGUAGGAAGGGAGAGGAGGGAGGGGCUGGGAGAUUUGAAGUAUACAUGGAUUUUCCCCUCACAGAGUCCUGCUGUCAAAAUUUUAAAGAUACGGAUCAUUCCAUUAUGUUGUUUUUAGUAUCUUUUAGUAUCUUGUAGGGAAUGCAAACAGUACUAGGGCCCAAUUUAUGUCCCAUUGUUAAACUAUGUUCCUUCCAAAAAAAAAAGCUUGCAUUGCUUCAGCUCCUGUUUUUUCACCUGUGAGAUAAUCGUGCACAGAGACCAGACUGUGCUUCUUUCUCUGCCCUGCCCCCAUCCCACCUGCAUGGUGGCUUCCUGCAGAAGAGCAACACUUCUGUUCCACAGCACCAGGAACAAAGCAAUGUUUCCUUGCAAAGAGAACUGUCAGUUUCAAAGAGGAAAGAUAAUCUCUGGUGCCUUUUUUUACUUCAGGCCUGAGGGCAGGUGGUUGUUUGUUUCCAGGGGCUGCCUUUGCCCUACUUUUGUAUAAAUUGCUGCUGUCUUUUUCUUUCGUUUUUCCUCAUCUGAUGGUUUGUACACACAGUAUUUAUGAGGCAAGUCAGGCUAACCGUGUAUUCCAGGUGAUGCUGAGGCUUGACUAAAGCUUUGCUCCAAUGCUACAUUGUGCACAACCAUGGCAAAAAGAAGAUAUUCUUGAUGUACAGUGUUGCUGGUGUGUGUGGGGGAUGUUACCUUUGGAGGUUGGGGAGAAGGAAGAGAAAAAAGGGAUCCAUAAGGAAAGAUGCUUAUUGCCAGUUUGCUGAUUCAGAGGAUUAAUUUCAGUGUGGUAAGUGCUGACAUUGUACAGCUGGUGGGAUGACAGUCUUUUGCUGGAGUUUUGUAUUCAUAGUGGUCCAUUCCCCCCGCCCUUUGGCCGCCAUUUUGAAUCAUGUCUUUUAAAAAAAUCUUCAGGAUACCCCUGCUCUCUCUUUUGACUGCCUUCUAUAAUUUUGCAUGUAUGUCCUAGGCACCAAAAGCCUAUUGAUUGAUACAGCAUGAUUAAAAAAACAGGCCGUUAUCACAGAGCUUUGCUCAAGAAAUUGGGCAAGCUAGCUCCCCCUUUCCUAAGACUCACUUUGGGUGGCAGCUGCUGGCUUAGCACAUAAGCAAUAGCUGUGUGGUGUGGGAUUUUUCUUCUUCUUUUUUAAAAGAGGGAGGAGUUGCUGGUUGACAUUGUCUCCUUAAAAGAGCAGAGUACUUCUUCUUUUUUUUUAAAGUAGCCUAUGUUCUAGAGAGUGCAGGUUCUAUUUUUGGAGAGGCAUUUUCAGUUAGUAGGGCUUUUCUUUGAAUGUGUUUCAGCUUCUGCUAGAUCUGAAAUCUCAGUGCUCUAUUUUCUCAGUGGCAGCCCACUUGCCUGUUGUCUGUGAGGCAAAAACAAAGCAUCAUGAUUUUUGCCCAUUGCAAAGAUUUUAGGAAACAAGUUUCUGGUAUACCGUUGAGUAUGCUCUGCUAGGGAAAAUACUUGCUCUGACAAAUGCAAGGCUAGUGGUGGGAGUGUUUUGUGCUGCCUCAGUGCUCUGAAUGGAAAAAUGGAAGAGAAUCGGUGUUUGUGUGUGUCUUGUGGCAGUAGCAUGUCUUUCAGUUCAGAUUUGCUGGAGCAGACAUCCACAGCAGUUUGGAAACGUUACAAGCAAUGAGAGGAAAAUUUAAGUAAUGGUAACAGUGAACAGCUUCUUGGUGAUGUUGCAUUAGCCGUGAUUUGACACAUGUAAUAGGAAGUAUUCACACUUUUGGCAUAGUGGUACUCCAUCGAGAGACGCUCUUGUUCCCAAAAAAGGGGUGUGCUGAUGUAGCUACCACUUAAAUGAGUGCAGCUUUCCUUCCAGUGCCACCAUAUCCCCGCACCAAAGGUUUGGAUGCCACCCUUAGUGUUCAGAGGCUGGGAAGCAGGCAUAGAUACCUAAAAACCAGUGUACAGCUAGUGAAUCUGAUAAGUGAUUACAGUGAUGGGAUUUCGGUCUAACAUACAGUAUUAUACACUGUCACUUUUACUGGAUGAUGCUAUAUUGUGUUGCAGGAUUCAAAUGCAGGUUGAACUAGCUGAUCUUGCUCAAACAUUUUCACCUAGUUUUUACCUGUGAGGAGUAUUGAAUUCAGCAUCACUCUCAACAAAUGACACGGUGGUGUCUCACCUUUUUAACCACCCCCCCCCAAGUGUAUUUUGGUAGAGGGAAUCACCUUGAUAGAGUAUUUUAGCAGCAGAAGACUGGGGCAAUGUUAUGUAUUGACAAAUAUGAAAGAGCACAGGUUGAUUUCCAGUAGGGCCUUGCUGAAAUGCUACUGUCAGAGUCAUGUAAAGAGCAGGUGCUUAUUUUUAUACAUUGCUGUUUUCGUUGUUUGUAUGGAUGAGUUUGUGAGUUGUCCCUCAAGCCUCAUCUGUAAUGCACUAUCAGUAAAGAAAUCAAGUACUCUAAUCUGGUUUACAAUUAGCAACUCUACUAUUAUUGGCAUUGUGUGCUCUGAGCUCUUACCAUGACCCAAUAGAUUGUGAAAACUGUGCAGGAUUCUGGGGAAGGCUGUGUUGCUGGUUUUGUUUUAUUGUGUGUGCCAUUUAAACCAUCUUCCAUUGAGUGGAGGAGCAUAAAUUUUUAAAAGUUUUUAAAUUGUAUUUGGAAUUAAUUGUUGCUGUGUACUAAACCCUCUUGUUAAAAAGUCUUAAAUAAAAACAAAAACAAAGAAAGCACA
Messenger RNA from Hemicordylus capensis (graceful crag lizard), 8030 nucleotides. It is a transcript of the gene ABI2, whose product is annotated as abl interactor 2. Bases 316 to 1803 code for a protein of 495 amino acids. Gene Ontology annotation, cellular component: lamellipodium. Lineage: Eukaryota; Metazoa; Chordata; Lepidosauria; Squamata; Cordylidae. The transcript is spliced from 11 exons. The record is from RefSeq and is a predicted model, not a curated record. Gene Ontology annotation, molecular function: SH3 domain binding.